Molecule: messenger RNA, 572 nt
Organism: Pogonomyrmex barbatus (red harvester ant)
Lineage: Eukaryota; Metazoa; Arthropoda; Insecta; Hymenoptera; Formicidae
Product: Ribosomal protein S28b
Biological process (GO): ribosomal small subunit assembly; maturation of SSU-rRNA; translation
Cellular component (GO): ribosome; cytosolic small ribosomal subunit
Molecular function (GO): structural constituent of ribosome
Source: RefSeq, a predicted model, not a curated record
GCUCGGACGGCUCAUGUACGCGUUUUCUUUCAUUUGCGCUGAGCACUUUUUCCGAAUCGCAAUCCACGUGAGAGAGAGGCGAUCAGUAUGGAUAAACCAGUCGUUUUGGCGCGCGUCAUCAAGGUCCUGGGUCGCACCGGCUCGCAGGGGCAGUGCACCCAGGUGAAGGUGGAAUUCCUGGGCGAGCAGAAUCGGCAGAUCAUCAGGAAUGUGAAGGGGCCGGUACGAGAAGGCGACCUCCUAACCUUACUCGAGUCCGAGCGUGAAGCGAGAAGACUUCGAUAACGUGAGCUUCAAUAGCUUCGGAAAAAGACUUGGGUCGCCAGCCACUAUCGUCGUUACCACCAUCACCAUUGGACUUCACCAGCUGAUGCAUUUUCCGAAUGUGAAUCCCUUCCAUGUGGAUGGAUCAUAGAUUGUCAAUCAUCAAUAAUGGGCACUCCUAGCAUUCCUAGCACGUGUUUCUUGAGAAGACACUGGAUCGCGGGACGGGACCACGUUUUUCUUGGAAACAUUCCUGACGCAUGAGAAUUCCACGACUUUUACAAUAAAUCUCGGCUGGUAACCACAAA